CCGGGACGCGAGGAGGGUGCUUUGCGAGGCUCCGGCCUCAGGGCUGCUACUAUCCUCCGGAGCCUGGGGCUGCAGUGCUCAGGGUCCGGGUCCCUGAUCCUGCGCCCCUCUGGCCAGAGAUCGCUCUCUUUCUCCGCCCGGGAGAAGACACUGUGCUUCACCAGCCACCCCAGGCUAGAGCCCCUCCGGGCCAUGGAGAGGGGCCCGUGAGGGGACGCGCGGAGGCGGAGGAAGAGGCUCGGGAGGAGGGGAGGAGGAGGAGGAGGAUGCCUCCGCCACCGCCACCCGCAGGCUCUCAAUGAGCCUGACUCUAGACCAAGGAUGGAGCCGGCGCUGGGCGCUGCAGGGGCUUCCAGCGUGCCCGCCACCAGGUAGCUGCUGUGUGUGCCGCACAUGGUUGAAAGAAGACCCUUGUCUCCAGCUAUCCCUACAGAGCUACCUUCUCCACCUGAAGGCCUGGAUGACCCGCCUCCAUCGCAGGACCAGUUGAAUUCUGAAAGCUGCUGGCCACAGGCCUGAGGUGCAGAUCACUGCACUUCCUGGACAGGCUGGAUUUGAGACACUGGCAGCCGAGUCUUCACUGGGCAGCAGUCCUUUUCCGACCCUGUGCCGUGGAGCAGCAGCCCCAUGACGGUGCCCAGCCAUGCAAUGUUCCUGGAAGGCUGUCCUCCUCCUUGCCCUGGCCUCCAUUGCCAUCCAGUACACAGCCAUACGCACGUUCACUGCCAAGUCUUUCCACACUUGCCCUGGACUGGCAGACACUGGACUGGCAGAGCGGCUGUGUGAGGAGGGCCCCACCUUCUCCUAUAACCUCUCCAGGAAGACUCACGUCCUCAUCCUGGCCACCACACGCAGUGGCUCAUCCUUUGUGGGCCAGCUCUUCAACCAGCACAUGGAUGUCUUCUACCUGUUUGAGCCUCUCUACCACGUCCAGAACACUCUCAUUCCCCGCUUCACCCAGGGCAAGAGCCCCGCAGAUCGUAGGGUCAUGCUUGGGGCCAGCCGGGACCUGCUGAGAAGCCUUUAUGACUGUGAUCUCUACUUUCUAGAGAAUUAUAUCAAGCCGCCUCCGGUCAACCACACCACUGACAGGGUGUUCCGCCGAGGAGCCAGCAGGGUCCUUUGCUCCCGUCCAGUGUGCGACCCUCCAGGGUCCCCUGAUCUGGUCUUGGAGGAGGGGGAUUGUGUGCGCAAGUGCGGCCUGCUGAACCUGACCUUGGCAGCCGAAGCUUGUCGUGAGCGCAGCCACGUGGCCAUCAAGACUGUACGGGUGCCUGAGGUGAAUGACCUUCGAGCCCUGGUGGAAGACCCUAGGCUGAACCUCAAGGUCAUCCAGCUGGUACGAGACCCUCGUGGCAUCUUAGCUUCCCGGAGUGAGACCUUUCGGGACACCUACCGACUCUGGCGGCUUUGGUAUGGCACAGGAAGGAAACCCUACAACCUGGAUGUGACACAGCUCACCACAGUGUGUGAGGAUUUCUCCAGCUCCGUGUCCACCGGCCUGAUGCGGCCCUCCUGGCUCAAGGGCAAGUACAUGCUAGUGCGCUAUGAGGAUCUGGCCAGAAACCCCAUGAAGAAGACAGAGGAGAUCUACGAAUUCCUGGGUAUCCCGCUGGACGGUCACGUGGCGCGCUGGAUCCAGAACAAUACACGGGGCGACCCCACUUUGGGCAAGCACAAGUAUGGCACAGUGCGCAACUCUGCGGCCACGGCUGAGAAGUGGCGCUUCCGCCUCUCCUAUGACAUUGUGGCCUUCGCUCAGAAUGCCUGCCAGCAGGUGCUGGCCCAGCUGGGCUACAAAAUGGCCAACUCCGAGGAAGAGCUGAAGAACCCGGCCAUCAGCCUAGUGGAGGAGCGCGAUUUCCGACCAUUCUUGUGACCCACGUGCGGUGGGGGUGGGAGGCAGGUGGCUCUGGUUUUGCUGAUGUGGACCUGCUAUGGACGGUUUUUUAAACUGUUGCCUUAUCUCCCUCCUCCCUCUCCCACCCUGUCUGUUUGUCCUUCCCACCUCUGCCCACUCCCCUCCCUCCUGCCUUUCCCAUCCUGUCUGUGUGUCCUUCCCAUCCCUGCCCACUCCCCUCCCUCCUGCCUUUCCCAUCCUGUCUGUGUGUCCUUCCUACCCCUGCCCACUCCCCUCCCUCUUGCCACUUUGACCCUGAAAUUUGCACUAUGUCUUUGAGGGGAUUCACUGGGGCAGAGGAUGCUGAAUCUCUCUGUGGAUGGGGAUAGUGUUUACAGACACCCACUCACACAGUCACACGUAGGCACAGGCAUACAAGGAGAGGCGCCCCAGCACACAACUUCCACCUUCUGCAACUGUCUUCUCGUUGUAAGGGAUGGAUACAAAGGGACCAGCUCUCCCAGUUUAGGAAAAGCGACCACCCCUCCCCCAUCCCUGCUUCCUGCCCCAGAUUCCUACUUCCUCUCACGGGGCACCUGCCCCUCCUGCACACCUUUGCCUGGUGGUGAGCAGGGUUUUACUGUGAGGUGAACCCGGACUACUUCCUUUCUCUCUGGUUUGUGAUGAGCUUGUCUGUCUGAGUCUUGUGGCAACCCCUGGACCAGUAAUGGCUAAUGAAUCUUAGAAGUUUCUGAUUGAUCUUGGGGUCUCUCUGUGAUAUUUCUUUGUGCCAAAAAAAAAAAAAAAAAGACAAAAAAUGUGGAUCAGUUUGCUAAAUGAAAAUUGAAAUGCUUUAUUUGUGUUUUCUGUAAAUAAAAGUGUGCAGUACUGUCGGA
Arvicola amphibius (Eurasian water vole) is the source of this 2736-nucleotide messenger RNA. RefSeq names its product carbohydrate sulfotransferase 1 (gene Chst1). The transcript is spliced from 4 exons. The coding region runs from base 644 to 1879 and encodes 411 amino acids. Gene Ontology annotation, cellular component: Golgi membrane. Lineage: Eukaryota; Metazoa; Chordata; Mammalia; Rodentia; Cricetidae. Gene Ontology annotation, biological process: carbohydrate metabolic process; keratan sulfate proteoglycan metabolic process; N-acetylglucosamine metabolic process. Gene Ontology annotation, molecular function: N-acetylglucosamine 6-O-sulfotransferase activity; keratan sulfotransferase activity. The record is from RefSeq and is a predicted model, not a curated record.